AUGGCUUCUCUUGGGAAUUUCUACAAUAUAUCAUCAGUUCUGUUACUUCAAGGCUUGGAAUUGCCUCUGGUGGCCAGUCUUCCUGCAUUCCUCUUUGCCAUGCUAAGCUAUAUGAUCAUUCUUUUCUGCAACCUUAUUCUGCUGAUCACCAUCAUUUUGAAUAAGAGCCUACAUCAGCCGAUGUAUCUACUGCUGUUAAACCUACCCAUCAAUGACAUUGUGGGAUCCACAGCCCUUCUUCCACAAAUAAUCAAUGAGCUCAUGUGGGACACCAGAACCAUGGAGUUUUCAACAUGUGUUACACAAGCAUUCUUUAUACAUGUAUAUGGAGUAGGUGCAGUGUUGAUUUUGAGUGCUAUGGCAUAUGACAGAUACAUGGCCAUAUGUUUACCUCUAAGGUAUAACACAGUUAUGACCCAUGGCCAUAUCAUGAAAGUAAUCUCUGUUGUAUGGAUUCUUAAUUUUAUUUUAAUAGCUAUACUUUUUUACCUCCUUCUGCGUUUGCCUCGAUGCAAGUCUCAAAUGACUCACUCAUAUUGUGACAACCCUUCUCUUUUGCAGCUGGUUUGUGCAGAUACAACUGUUAACAAUAUCUAUGGCCUCUUUAUCACAGCUAUCACCCAAAUAAUUGGAGUGGGACUUAUAUUAUUUACUUAUCUUCAGAUUCUUGUGGCCUGUUUUAGAAACAAGAGGUCUGACACAAGAAGCAAAGCUCUGCAAACGUGUGCUACCCAUGUAAUGGUCUUUCUCAUCUUAGAAUGUUUGGGACUGUUUACAAUAAUUUCCUACAGAAUGAAAGACUUAUCUUCAAGUUCCAGAAGAUUUAUAGGGGUUACCACCCUCAUUUUCCCUCCAAUCUUGAAUCCAAUAAUCUAUGGCCUUAAAACCAAAGAAAUCAGAAUGAAUAUUAUGAAGGUUUUUUGGCAAAAGGUUUUACCCUUUUAA
Ictalurus punctatus (channel catfish) is the source of this 945-nucleotide messenger RNA. RefSeq names its product olfactory receptor 52B2-like. NCBI's taxonomy places the organism in Eukaryota, Metazoa, Chordata, Actinopteri, Siluriformes, Ictaluridae. The transcript has a single exon. The record is from RefSeq and is a predicted model, not a curated record. The coding region runs from base 1 to 945 and encodes 314 amino acids. Gene Ontology annotation, biological process: G protein-coupled receptor signaling pathway. Gene Ontology annotation, cellular component: membrane. Gene Ontology annotation, molecular function: olfactory receptor activity; G protein-coupled receptor activity.